CAGCCCGCGUGUGGGUUUUCCCCUGGAAGUGAAUUGGCAGCUCGGGCUAUGCUGCUGUUCUUCAUGCUGGGGCUGCUGGUACACGUUGUGUUCUUCGCCUCCAUCUUUGACAUCUAUCUGACGUCUCCCCUGGUUCACGGGAUGACUCCUCACUGGACACCGUUGCCUCCUCCGGCGAAAAGACUAGUGUUGUUUGUGGCCGAUGGUCUGCGAGCUGAUGCAGUUUUUAAGUUAGAUGAAGAUGGAAGUCCCAGAGCACCAUUUAUCAGGAAUGUCAUCAUGCAUGAAGGCAGCUGGGGGAUCUCUCAUACACGUGCGCCCACGGAAUCCAGGCCAGGGCACGUAGCCCUGAUAGCUGGGUUUUACGAAGAUGUCAGUGCCGUUACCAAAGGAUGGAAGAAAAAUCCUGUAGAAUUUGAUUCUCUUUUUAAUGAAAGCAAGUAUACCUGGAGCUGGGGAGAACUCAAUAUUAUAUCGAUAUUUGCCAAAGGUGCUAGUCAAGGCCAUGUGUAUGUACAUAGUUAUGACACAGAAAAGGAGGAUUUGAGCGCCAGCAGUAAAACCAAACUGGAUACCUGGGUCUUUGAGAAUGUGAAGGACUUUUUUCAUGCUGCCCAAAACAACCAGUCUUUGUUUUCUAAAGUAAAUGAAGAGAAAAUAGUUUUUUUCUUGCACUUAGUAGAUGUAGAUACCAUUGGAAAUGUUUAUCUACCAUCAUCAAGUGAAUACAGGUACACAAUUAGAAAAGUUGAUGAUGGAGUGAAAGAGAUUGUGUCCAUAUUUGAGCAUUUUUAUAGAAACGAUGGGAAAACCACAUUUCUCUUUACCUCUGACCAUGGAAUGACAGACUCAGGUUCCCACGGGGCUGGCCAUCCUUCAGAGACUCUGACUCCUUUAGUCGCUUGGGGAGCUGGAAUAAAGCACCCCCAGAAAGUAUCAGCACAGCAAUUUGAUGAUAUGUUUUUGAAAGAAUGGAAACUGGAGAACUGGAAGAGGCUCGAUGUCAACCAGAUUGACAUCACACCAUUGAUGGCUUCUUUGAUCGGAGUUCCUUUCCCCAUCAAUUCAGUGGGGACCCUUCCUGUGGCUUAUCUUAACAACACGGACCUUUUCAAGGCAGAGAGCUUGUUCACCAACGCCGUCCAGGUCCUCGAGCAGUUCAAGGUGAAAAUGACCCAAACAAAAGAAAGGACUUUGCCAUUUUGGUUCCGACCAUUUAAAGCGUUUCCCAAUUCACAAGAAGUCUUCCUUUGCAAGGAGCUGAUUGGUCUUGCAUUGAAAGGACUGUCUUAUUAUCAUACUUAUGACAGAUUGUUUUUGAGAAUCAAUGUUGUUAAUGGUUUCGUAGCAUGGAUGACGUAUGUUUCUUUGAUGAUCAUCAAGCCUCAUUCCAACCCGACAAGAGGCAUUAUUAGUAAAGAAGUCAAGAAACCAAGCCACCUCCUGCCAUGCAGCUUUGUAGCUAUCGGCAUUUUAGUGGCAUUUUUCCUGCUGCUUCAAGCCUGUCCCUGGACUUACUACGUCUACUGUUUGCUGCCGGUGCCCAUAUGGUAUGCGGUUUUAAGAGAGGUUCAAGUCAUUCAAGACCUGGUCGCGUCACUGUUGGCCUUCCCGCUGAGUCGUCUGGCUGGCUCUCUGGUCCUCUUUGCCUUGGGAAUUGAAGUCUUGGUUCUCAGUUUCUUCUACCGCCGCGUGCUCACUGCCGGGCUCGUCGGGUUUGCCAUUUGGCCGUUUUUCACGCCGCUGUGGACUCGAGCAAAGGUCACCUCGCUGAGUUGGACUUCCUUCUCUUUGCUCCUGGCCGUGUUUCCACUGAUGCCCGUGGUCGGACAACAGCCAAAUCUCUCUCUCGUGUACGACGCUGGUGGCCUGGAGGUUAUGAGUUCGGCAGCAAUCGCAAGGAAUUUAGGGGACAGUGAACUUAAGUUACUAAGGCAUGACCCGUCUGGUCUUUGUUUUCAGGUGCUGAGCACGGUGUUGGCCAUGCUCGUGGUGUCUGGCACCUACGACAGUCUGCUGCGGAAGCAAGGGCUGCCUCUUGCCAACCAGAUGGUUAGCUGGGCGAUCCUAGCCUCCUCCCUGCUGGUGCCACUGCUGAGUCCCAUGAACCUCUUCCAGCGACUCUUCAGCAUAUUCCUUUCCUUGAUGCCAACCUACCUUCUUCUGAGCACAGGGCAUGAAGCCCUUUUUCUGGUAAUACUGUCUUGCUUGAUGCUCUCCUGGAUCCACCUGGAACAAGAGACCCUCUCACAGUCUGUUGUUUCCUGUAAGCAGAAGCUCACCAGCAUCACGUUUUCCCACCAUCCGGAUACAGCCCACUUUCGACAACUCGACCCGGACGACAUCCGCAGGGUCCUUUUCCUUGUCUUCUUCUUUGUGACAGCAUUUUUUGGAACUGGAAAUGUAGCUUCUGUUAACAGCUUUUUCCUCAUGGUUCUGCUCAUAUCCGACAUGAUGGCUCUGCACUUUUUCUUCUUGGUCAAGGAUCAUGGCAGCUGGCUCGACAUUGGGACAAGCAUUACCCACUAUGCAAUGGCCCUGUUCUUGACCGUCGUCCUGGGCCUGGUCAGUGGCCUGGUCCAGCUGCUCACAACAAAGAAACUCCGGCUGCGGGAAAAACCCAAAAUCCGUCUCAUCUGAUGGAGCGGAAGCAUGUGUAUCCUGUUUCUCCUUCUCCUGUUAAACUCACCGCGAGUGUGCCACCCAUCCCAUCAGGGACUCAAUAAA
Molecule: messenger RNA, 2727 nt
Organism: Echinops telfairi (small Madagascar hedgehog)
Lineage: Eukaryota; Metazoa; Chordata; Mammalia; Afrosoricida; Tenrecidae
Product: GPI ethanolamine phosphate transferase 1
Exons: 28
Coding region: 49-2640 (863 amino acids)
Biological process (GO): GPI anchor biosynthetic process
Cellular component (GO): endoplasmic reticulum membrane
Molecular function (GO): mannose-ethanolamine phosphotransferase activity
Source: RefSeq, a predicted model, not a curated record